CCUGUUUUUCGUCAGUGAUGUCACUAAAAAAUAGCAAAUAGGAGCCUCAUCUGGCGACGAAAUCAAUAACUACCAUGCAACGGACCACAAGCUUUCUAAAUCUGUGUCCGCGGAAACGCAAUGAAAGCACAGCCAUCUAACGGUCGCGGAAGGAGUGGGAAAAUAAGUUUCACAGACUUAAGAUACUUAAGCUGUGUAAGUUUCCGUAUCUCGAUUGUUUCGUAGCUCUAUUUGUGAACACGUCAGGAGUUAACGUAUACGUCCGUAACAUUGGUCGGUGAAUGAUCGUGGAAAAAAUGGCGAAGUUCUACGCAUAAAGUCGAUCGUCAACAGAGUUGACAGAAACUUAUGAAAUCGGCUAAUGUCAAACGUGACAGGCGUAAUGUACGAAAAAUGUUCACUCUAGUCCGCGCCGCCUUGGUGCGUUUUGUGUGAUCGGCUGGAUUGCUUUGCACAAGCAUUCGGAAUUGGGAGAGGAAGCAACGGAAGAAAAAAAACGGGGAACCUGAAAAUUUAGGUGGUUACGAAACGUCAUAGAUCACAACACGGAACGGGCCACUUCAAGGCAAGACGUUCCACUUCGUUCUCAGUGGAGACUUCGAAACAUAAAAAUAGUGAUAAUGCGAACGACUGUGUAUCACCGGGUUCAACGGUGGAGUCGCGAUGACCUGAUUCAAUCCUCUCGCUCUAAAAGUGUAUUCUGAUUUUAAAUCGUGUGUCGUACAAGGUUAUGUGCAGUUAUGCGUCUGACAUUUGGAUCCCUUGCAAACGUUCGUCAAAGUGAAUCAUUUAGCCGUAUUUGGCAGUUAGUGCGACUUAAAGUUACGAUUGAUUUCAAGUUGUGUAGAAAGACCAAUUUAUGUUUCUUUAACGAUGUUCUGCUGCUCGAAUUUUUCUUAAAAGAAUCUCCCGAAAUACUACACGAAGUAAAGUCGAAGUACUAGCUGCCUAGAGUGUAACAAAUGAGUCAAAUAGAAAUGGAUCAGGAAACAGUAUAUGGAACACAUGAAGACAGUCAUGUGGUCAUGUCGGAAAAAGUCCAGGCUCUGGCUGGCAGUAUUUAUCAAGAGUUUGAGAAAAUGAUAGCCCGUUAUGACGAAGAUGUGGUAAAAGACUUAAUGCCGCUCCUAGUCAAUGUUCUAGAAUGUCUAGACAUAUCUUAUACCGAAAAUCAAGAGCGCGAAGUCGAAUUAGAAUUAUUAAGGGAAGAUAACGAACAAUUAGUUACACAAUAUGAAAGGGAAAAACAAUUACGAAAAACAUCUGAUCAGAAACUGCUUGAACUUGAAGAUUCUGCAGAAGACGAAAGGAAAGAACUUUUAUUAAAAAUUGAUAGCUUGGAAUCAAUAGUAAGGAUGUUGGAAUUGAAGACAAAGAAUUCACAUGAUCACGGUACAAAUGUCAAUGGCUCUACCAGUCCAUUCCUUCACAGAACAUCCCUCUACAUUGUUCGUCUUGAAGAGAAAGAGGCAGAAUUAAAACGAGAUUAUACACGGCUGCAUGAAAGAUACACAGAAUUAUUUAAAACGCAUGUAGAUUAUAUGGAAAGAACAAAAAUGUUAGUUGGAAGCACUGAGAGAUUAGAAAAUGCUACUAGCAGUCGUGGUCCAUCCCGUUUACCACCUCUUGGAAUGGCUCAUAUGUCUCGAAGUUCUGGACCAUUGAGUUAUGGUUUUCAGAGUUUAGAAACUAGUAUGAAUGAGUACGAAGUUCCAGAGGAAAGUCCACCAAAUGCUGCUAAUUUAAGAACUGAAAUGUUAGAUAGCAGUAGUGAAGCUGCUAUAGAAACAUCUGAUAAAAGUCAAUUAACAGAUAAACCAGCACAAGAAAAUAAAACAACAGCAAUUUCUAGACAUGAAAGUCCAGAAACAGAAGCACCACCUGUGUUAGUUACACCAACAUCACCAUCAAGAGUAGACAAAUUGGCUACUAUGACAAGUGGAAGGAGUAGGACAGAAAGAGAACAACGAAGUGGUAAUACUUUAUAUCAGGAACUCAGUUUUCAGGAUGCUGAUGCACUGGGUGAAAUGGAUGAAGGGGCAGAUAUCACAGGUAGUUGGGUUCAUCCUGGAGAAUAUGCAUCGUCGGUCAGUGACAACUUCUUCGGAAUGGGCAAAGAAGUGGAGAAUCUUAUUAUGGAAAAUAAUGAACUUUUAGCCACAAAGAAUGCACUAAACAUUGUUAAAGACGAUUUAAUUAUUAAAGUGGAUGAACUUACAAGUGAGCAAGAAAUAUUACGCGAGGAAGUUCGAGGUUUGCAACAAGCAAGAGAUCGUUUACGACAAAAAGUUGCUACUCUUGAAGAAGAAUUAAAGAAGGUUAAAGAAGAAGCCGAAGCAGCAGCAAAAGCAGCCAAGAGUGACGAUGAAGAAGAUGUACCUUUGUCACAAAGAAAAAGGUUUACUAGAGUGGAGAUGGCUAGGGUACUUAUGGAGAGAAACGAAUACAAAGAACGUUUAAUGGAGCUUCAAGAAGCAGUUAGAUGGACAGAGAUGAUAAGAGCUAACAAGACUGAUCCUUCUAAUAUAUCGGGAGGAAAAGGUUCAGUGUGGAAGUUUUUUAGUAGUCUCUUCACGGGAACUGCGGACCGGGGACCCCUGGUUCGAGGACCACAUACGUUAUCUCAAAUGAGGUACAGCGCACCAACAAAUCAAGUUGUUCCAGUACCACCUUUGGACACUAUGCGUAGACGUACGUUGAAAGGUCGCCAUGAGAUUUUCGACCAGGGAGACACCAUAUCUUCUGAAAAACUCGUAGCCAGACGUGCAAAUGAACGAAGAGAGCAAUAUCGUCAAGUCCGCGCACACGUUAGAAAGGAAGAUGGUCGAUUACAAGCUUAUGGUUGGAGUUUACCAGGAAAACCGAGCGCACCCGUGAGACAGCCCGUUCCAGUGCCAGUCUACUGUAGACCCUUACAAGAGUCAGAACCUGGCAUGAAGAUAUGGUGUGGCGCUGGUGUAAAUUUAAGUGGAGGUAAAACACGCGAUGGUGGUUGCAUGAUCGGAGGUAGUGUGUUCUAUGCAGCUGAGGCUCAAGAAGUAAGUACUAAUUCAAAGACCGAAGCUGAGGAUGCUAUUGAACAUUUGGAUAAGGAACUGCAGGAAAAUGAAAACCAGAGGAUAGAGGCAGAACGUUUGGAACAACAGCUCAGUUCUUUGGUUUGGAUUUGUACAUCAACUCAGAAUAUUAGAAUGAUGGCAAAAGUGACUGUGAUAGACGCUAACAAUCCAGCCGAUAUUUUGGAAGUAUUUAAUGUUUGCCAAGGACAUUUACUUUGUAUUGCAAGUGUACCUGGAGCCAAAGAGAGUGAUUAUGCUCAACCUGUUAAUGAAGACCCAGUUCGAACUGCCAAUGGAAUAACAGAUAAUGACGACCAUGAAAUAAAUGUUAGCGCAAACAAUGAACAGAAUAAUCAGAAAAAUAAGCAAGAAAUUCAAGUAUGUUCUGAGAAAAAAGAUUCAAAUAGUGCUUCUGAAGAACCAAAUAAUGAAAACCUUGAAAAAUCUGAUGAUAGUAAUCAGAAUAAUACAACCGAGCCGCAAAGUUUGGAAAGUGUAGAUAGUGAAACAAUAAAUCUUGGAAAAGUACACUUUGUGAAAGUUAACGUAGAGACAGCAUCUAUACAAACAAUUGAUCAGGAAACUAUAAAUGAAGAGAAAGAAACAAAUGAACCUGAAGAAGGUACUCCGAUAGAAAAAAUGUCUUCGAUACAACCAACUAUGUGGCUUGGGGCUCAAAACGGUGCAGUGUUUGUUCAUUCGGCUGUGGCUAAGUGGUCAGUCUGUUUGCAUUCUGUAAAAUUAAAGGAUGCCGCGCUCGCUAUUGUACAUGUUCAAGGCCGAGUUCUUGUCGCCCUUGCUGAUGGAAGUGUAGCGUUGUUUAGAAGGGGUGUAGAUGGUCAAUGGGAUCUGUCACAGUACCAUGUAAUCACUUUGGGUAGUCCACAACAUUCAAUCAGGUGCAUGACCGCUGUUAGUGGUAAAACUGUAUGGUGCGGAUAUAGAAAUAAGAUUCAUGUAAUAGAUCCAGUUUCAAUGACUGUUGAGUGUACCGUAGAUGCUCAUCCACGUCGAGAAUCACAAGUAAGACAAUUAGCUUGGUUGGGUGAAGGUGUAUGGGUCAGCAUUAGACUAGACUCUACAUUAAGACUUUAUCAUGCUCAUACUUACCAACAUCUUCAAGACGUCGAUAUAGAGCCUUAUGUUAGCAAAAUGCUCGGGACAGGGAAACUUGGCUUUUCUUUUGUUAGAAUUACCGCGUUACUCAUUUCCUCGAAUAGGUUGUGGAUUGGUACAGGAAAUGGAGUGAUAAUUUCAGUUCCUUUGUCUGAAAGUGCUGGAGGUUCAAUGGCAGUAUCUAGAAUUCAAGCCGUAGGUAGCAAAGGCGAUGCACCUGGAGUUGGCGUUAGGGUCUUUGCGUCCGACCGUGGCGUUACACCUGGAAGUUUUAUACCGUAUUGUAGUAUGGCUCAUGCACAACUUAGCUUUCAUGGACAUAGAGAUUCCGUGAAAAUGUUCGUUGCAGUACCCGGUCAUGGUGGUCAGAGUGCAUUGUCAGAUGGUUCUCAACCAGCCAUGCUGGUCCUUUCAGGAGGCGAAGGUUACAUAGAUUUUAGAGUUGGUGAUGGAGAUGACACAGAGGAGAGCAUUGAACGGUCAAACAAUGCUGUUACUGCGAAUGCUGAAGAAUACGGAGAACAAAGCCAUCUGAUCGUGUGGCAAGUGCAAUGUCCUGUACCAGUGCCAAUGAAUGGCUAACCUAGAAACAUUGAAAGCGUGCUGAUCCCGGUGUAUGAUCCAGCUUGAAUUUCUAUAUACGAAGGAAGCGUUCAAGUGGUUCUCGUUGCGCGUUUUCCAGUCAUCAAUAAAUCCUUCUCACUUCAUUUAAAUAAACACCGUCGUACCAACGCUCUAUCGAAUCGGUUCCAUUUGUAUUAACAACUCUAUAAUGGAAAUAAUGGGAAUAUUCAGUAACGACGUAAAGGGAAGGAUAAUACUGUACGCUAUCUCAGAGUGCUAAGGGAUUAUUUUCGACGUUUCUUGCACGGAUGUUCGAGUGCCAGUAACCUGCCGCGUGGUUUCUCAUGGCAUUUAACGAGAGACGUGAAUUCAUUAGAUGAGAAAACGAUUUUUUAAAUUAAAAGACCUAGAAUCUCUUAACUUAAAGCUUAAUAAUCGUUAGCUUCUAUUUAAAACGCGUCUUUUAAAGACACCUAUCGGCAUACCAAUUCGUUUUUGCGCAACGAUAACGUAACUUAUCAAGGAAAAUUAUUUUAUUAAUCCUGCAUGCAUCGUUGCGUUGCUGUCGUAAUAUUUUCAAUAAACAGAAUCUGCUACGUUCAUUUAGACGUAUUCCGUGCUGUUGAUAAGAAGAGCCCUGGGACGGCAUAGGAAUAAGAAGGGUCUCUUGCUAUGUGUUUUUGUUCAUAGUUUUGAUUGGUUACGUGUAAUCGCAUUAAUAAAUAGUAAAUUAGUAUCGAAAAUAAGACAAGAAAAGAUGAAAGUUGACCAAUUAGAACCUCAUUCCUCCCAGGGAUCUUCUCGUGAACAACAUGGGUAACAUAUAUCGCGUCCUGUACGUAGAAGCUUCUAAAUUAUCUUGGAAUCGGUCUUGAUUAAAUAAUGCUGAUAAAUAAAUAGCGUUUCUAUUGCCACCGAUCAAUGUGAUAACCGAUAAAGAUACGGGGCAAUAAGUUUCCAAAGCUGCCGCGACGUUUGCUAUUUUGAUCGUUAAUAAUAUCUUGAGUACCAUCGAAAGGUGGGGAAAUCUUCACACAGGGGUACGAUGCGCAAAUUAACUCGGGCAGACUUUAGGCAUAAUAUUGUACAUUGUUUCAGUUAGAGAAUACAUUAUUUUCCAAACCUAAGUGGUUUAAUUCGCGUCCAAUAUAUACAUACAUCAAAUGUAAUAUAUUUUUUAUGUUCUGCUAACAAUCUGUAAUGUCACGUUUAAAGCGCGUGCGCCAGCUUUCUUCGGACUUCAUCGAUAGUCUCAAAGAAUGAAUUUUCUGUACAUAAUCGUGAGAUGUUUAUAGCGCGUCGUGUAGAUUCUUAAUUUAUGUUCUUUUUAUAUUCGUUGGAAUCACAUUCUUGUGUCGACGAAUGAAAUAGUAACUAUUCCACGGUGGUGCAGAGCACACAAUGAGAGUACGUCUAUUUCUCGUUACUGACCGUUGCUACUUUACUUUCAUCGUCAACACGCAUAAUUACACCCCCACCUCCCCCUUCAACUACCAAAGACGAGGAGCGACCUUUAAUUGUAUUCUUUGUACGAAUUUCUAGUAAGGAUGGUUUUAAAGUUGCGUGACUAGACCGAUGUAGUAGCGAAUUUUAACUAGACAUACAAAUUUAUUGCAUUCGGGAUUACGAGAGAGUCGCCGGCUUACCAAAUUUUUGUAAAUUUCUUAUGUUUAGCGUCAGAAUGAUAUUCAAGGUGUGUGUACGAUAUGUAAGGGCUGCGCAAAUAUUAUUGUGCGAGCUCGCUUUCGGUGUCGAGCUCGGAAUUGUACCUGGCUCAGAUGAAGCUGCAAUGGCGUUAAUAAAGAAAGUUGCGAAACAAGAUUUCUCAAUUUUUCAUUGAAGCUCUUCGCAGUGAUAUUCUGAAAGAGAUUAUUGCUAAUAGAUGUGUAAUUGCUGUAUAAUUUUUUAUUUAAACUAGCGCUUAACUAUCAUGACUCCAUUUAUGCACACUUGACAAUUAACGUUCUUAUAAAC
Messenger RNA from Nomia melanderi (Alkali bee), 6713 nucleotides. RefSeq names its product JNK-interacting protein syd (gene syd). Gene Ontology annotation, biological process: vesicle-mediated transport. Gene Ontology annotation, cellular component: cytoplasm. Gene Ontology annotation, molecular function: MAP kinase scaffold activity; JUN kinase binding; kinesin binding. The record is from RefSeq and is a predicted model, not a curated record. Lineage: Eukaryota; Metazoa; Arthropoda; Insecta; Hymenoptera; Halictidae.